Messenger RNA from Colias croceus (clouded yellow), 2424 nucleotides. It is a transcript of the gene Prp3, whose product is annotated as U4/U6 small nuclear ribonucleoprotein Prp3. Gene Ontology annotation, biological process: mRNA splicing, via spliceosome. The coding region runs from base 200 to 2335 and encodes 711 amino acids. The transcript is spliced from 15 exons. Gene Ontology annotation, cellular component: U4/U6 x U5 tri-snRNP complex. The record is from RefSeq and is a predicted model, not a curated record. Lineage: Eukaryota; Metazoa; Arthropoda; Insecta; Lepidoptera; Pieridae.
AUGUCACAAUGUCGUUUGUUUGUCAAUGUAAACUGAGUAAUAUUGUUUUCAUAAAAAAAUAUAUGAUUUAUUAGUCGAAUUUAAAAUAGACAUUGAGUAUUUAAUAACAUCUACAUAUUAUACCGUAUUGUUGUUUAUAUGAAAAAAAAAAUAUAGGUACGCGUUAACAUAACCUAAUUGUUGAGCAUCAUUUUUCGUCAUGGCUUUGCAGCUUUCUAGAAGGGAAGUAGAAGAUUUGCGUUCUUCUAUAGACCGAGCAAUAUACAGAACAAUUGGUAAAUCUGAUAGUUCACUGUUAUCGACAGUAUCUUCAUGUUUAACCAAUGGAUACGAGCGCCGAAAAAUUAUAGACAGGCUGUCAUCGCACAUUGAUUCGAAAAAAGCAAGCAAACUCACUGAUAAGGUAAUAGCUCUCGCACAAGAGCUGAUUUCUUCGUCCAAGUCGCAGAAACGCAAACAUGACAGCAGCGAUAAAGAGAAAGACAUCAAAAGAUCACGCCACGAUGAUAAAUACGAGUCGCGUGACGACAGACGCGACCGCCACGACAAAGAACGGGAACGGGAGAGGGAAAAGGAGCGGGAUGAGAAUAAGAAGAACGACAACGGGAUCGAGAUACCGUCCAUCCUGCCUGAGGGGGAGACUGUGGGAUCCAAGAUGGCGGGCUUGAGUGCUGAUAAAAUUAAGCUAAUGAUGGCGAACGCUCAAAAAGAGAUCGAGGAACGCAAACGGGCCCUCAUGGCCCUCAAAGGGGAUAAGGGUAACGUCACAGUAGCGGCACAAACGGCGCAACAGAUAAAGGUGCAAAUGCAGCAGAGCAGUGCGAUGCCACCGCCCAGUGUGAUCAAACCCAUGCUGUAUUCCAAGCCAGCUGCCGGCGCGAUGUCAGCUGAAGAGAUGGAGAAACAACAGAAAAUAGCCGAACUACAGGCUCGGAUACAAAGGAAAUUGGCUGGUGGGGCAUUACAAGCGGGUCUAUCCGGCCCCGCCCCAUUGAUAUUAGACCGUGAGGGACGAACGGUGGACCCCGCGGGACGGAGGGUGCAUCUCACGCAAGUUGUGCCCACUUUGAAGGCGAAUAUCCGAGCGAAGCGUCGCGAAGAGUUCAAAGCUCAGCUCUUGGGCCAGGCGUCGGUGGAGCCGAGCGCUGAAGCAUCGUGGGUUGAUGCUCGCGUGACCAACAAGCCGGCAGUACGGGCACGCAGGGCACUAAGGUUCCACGAGCCCGGCAAGUUCCGCCAGAUGGCUGAACGGCUGCGGAUGAAGGCUCAACUAGAAAAGCUACAGAACGAAAUAUCUCAAAUCGCGCGAAAAACCGGUAUUUCUUCGGCCACGAAACUUGCGCUAUUGGCGGCUGAUGUACCGGAUUCGGAUCGAGUUCCAGAUAUAGAAUGGUGGGACAGCGUGAUACUAUUAACGCCGGAAGAACGCGAAGCGAAGCGAAGCACAAGCGACGCGAACGACGCUCGCACACACACACAGCGCGUCACUGAUUGUAAUAUCGGUGAUGAUGAUAUUGUGGACAAUCUGAAUGGUGAUGCUAUCACCAAUUUAGUGGAACACCCGCAGCAGUUGAGGCCACCGACCGAACCGCUCAAACCAACGUACAUGCCAGUCUUUCUUACCAAAAAAGAGAGGAAGAAGUUGAGGAGACAGAGCAGAAGAGAAGCGUGGAAGGAGGAGCAGGAGAAGGUGCGGCUCGGGCUCGAAGCACCGCCUGAACCGAAGCUUAGGAUAUCGAACCUAAUGCGGGCGUUAGGCACGGAAGCGGUACAAGACCCGACCGCCAUUGAGGCGAAAGUUCGAGAACAGAUCGCGAAGAGACAAAAGACACAUUUGGAGGCGAACAAAGCUAGAGCGCUUACUAAGGAGCAGAAGAGAGAGAAGGUUGAUAGAAAAAUUCGAGAGGACACAACUAUGGGCGUGCAUGUUGCUGUGUACAGGGUGAAAGACCUAUUCGAGUGUGCGUCAGCGAAAUUCAAAGUGGAAGUGAACGCACAACAACUUCACAUGACGGGAUGUGUUGUGUUGCAUCGGGGUUGUUGUGUCAUUGUUGUGGAGGGGGGGCCGAAACAACACGCUAAGUAUAAGAGACUAAUGUUGCACCGUAUCAAAUGGGAGGAGGAAACGGUGAAAGAAACAGACGGUACAGAAGUGCCGAAUUCGUGCCAACUCGUGUGGGAGGGCACUACGGCACACAGAUCCUUUGGGGAGAUUAAGUUUAAGGUGAUGCCAACAGAAAAGCAAGCGAGGGAACUAUUCCAAAAGCACAAAGUCGAACACUACUGGGACCUAGCGUACAGUGGUGCGGUUCUAGGUUCUAUAGACGAACCCUAGGUUCGAUAGAUUUGGAGAAAUACACGGCUGGAUCGAUUUUGAUGUAACAACAUGUACUGCAAAGUGAAGAUGACAUAUAUGUUAAAUAA